Planococcus citri (citrus mealybug) is the source of this 2585-nucleotide messenger RNA. Its product is annotated as serine-enriched protein-like. The transcript is spliced from 9 exons. Gene Ontology annotation, molecular function: protein binding. NCBI's taxonomy places the organism in Eukaryota, Metazoa, Arthropoda, Insecta, Hemiptera, Pseudococcidae. Bases 1067 to 2191 code for a protein of 374 amino acids. The record is from RefSeq and is a predicted model, not a curated record.
AUACGAAAUGAAUUUCAUAAUACCGCACGGUGGCGAUGGCGGGUCGCGUAGCUGUGAGCUCAAGUAGAGGAAAUCUUAUUAAAGUUGGUAUUAUUUUUAUUGAAAAGGCCGCAUUUGUAUUUACGUCAUUUAAUUCGCAGAACCUACGUAUACACCCACCCGAGAGUUGGAAUUUUUUGGUACUUGGCAGCAGCUGGAGCCGCUGCAGCGGCACGGGCGGCGGCACCACCGCACCAAAAUACUUUACAUCAGAUGGAAAAUUAUUGAUUGAAUGUAAACACAAAGCUGAAGAGUAGCUGAAACAAGGUCGACUCAAGCGUGCAAAUAAAUCAAGUCGAAUAGUAAAUCAAUCGUUUUCCGAUGCGUUGAUUAUCCGAGUACGCACAGAAUGACGAUGAAUUUCUUAAUGAAAAACUAUUAGCCUUUUUUUGUUUAUACCGGAAAGGAAAAGUCUCCUCGAGAAAGCUUUCGAGUACACUUUCAACCACUUCAAGCCGCAAUAGGGGAAUAAAAUUCAAAGAAAUGGAAAAUCAAUGUGAAAUUUUAUCAUUAAUAAGAAAUUCACCCAACCCAACAGCCGCCGCCGAAAACAGAGACAAAAAAUUUAAAUACGUGUCAACAGUUGUUGUACGUGUUGAACGAGUUGGAAUUUUUUAAAAUUACCAAAUUGGCAACACUGUCAUUUCCCUCUUUUGUUAAAGGUCACCCGUGGCUUCAUCACCACUACCUUUACCCCUAUUCGAGGCUUUUCUUUCGGGUUAAGAACAAAUCAAUGAAUCGGGUACCCCAGAAAUUUCGGUGGGGAAUAUGUGUGUAUUUUUUUUCUCGCCAAAUUCUCCACCCUUACAUUUGCGUGUUAUUUAUUUCACUAAUAGACGAACGUGCAAGUUGAAAACACUCGAAAAAUAUACGCGAUUCCGAGUACCUGCUAUAUUCGCUCUUGCAAAUGUUAUGGUAUUCGACUUUUGGGUAUUUUUUCAAAGAUCCAACUGAUAGCGGUUUUUUUCCUCGGUUGAUUCGUGCGAACGUGAAAAGUGAUAUUUAUCUAGCCGCGGGUUAAUAGAUAAUGGGAAUGUACUUCGAAAAUAUUGAAGAUAACAUGGAAAACAUGGGACUUACCAGCCCAUCGGAAAGACCAGACUACACGAAUUUUAAAAACGAAACCGGUCUAGGAGAAGAUAUGAAAUUUUUAGCAUCUAUGCCAGAAUUAUGCGAUGUGACUUUUUUAGUCGGCGAUACACGUGAACCGGUCUGUGCUGUAAAAGCUGUCUUGGCUGCUAGAAGCAAGGUGUUUAAAAAAAUUCUGUACGAUACGCAAAGUCCUCAGAGACCUAAAAAAGAACAAUCCCAGUCUUCGGAGAAGAAAAUAACAUCGUUUUUGAAAAGGAGUAGCGAACCAUUGCUGUCUGCUCCUUCGACAGUGAUUCAAAAACAAGGAGCUCAACACCGCACAAUUUUAAUAGAAGAAUUUGAACCAGAUGUCUUCCGACAAUUAAUCGAGUAUGUUCAUACAGGUUGUGUUACUCUCCAACCCAGAACCCUCCUAGGUGUUCUCAAUGCAGCUGAUUAUUACGGACUCGAUGAGCUAAGACAAGCCUGUGUUUCGUUUUUACAUAAUUGUGUUAACGUGGAUACUGUUUGUCCCCUGCUGUCCACCGCAGACCGAUAUGUGCAAUAUAAAUGUACGAAAUCGAUGUUACAAAGGGUAUUGACUUACGUGGACGAACACGGUAAUGAAGUAUUAAAUCUGGGAUCAUUCACAUUGAUCCCAAAACACGUCGUUACGCUGAUUCUAUCGCGAGAAGAACUUAGAGCUGACGAGUUCACAAAGUUCCAGGCCGCUUUAAUGUGGACUAAAAAACACUGCGACAAUAACAACAUCGAUUGGAAACCAGUAUUCCAAGAGUCGUUCGUACCUCUAAUCCAAUACCAUAAAAUUCCAGCAAACAUUCUAACCAAUGAAAUAGUCCCGUUGAAAGUGGUUCCGGACGAUAUAAUAAUAACGGCUCUAGCUUACCAGGUAUUACAUGAUGCUGACCCAAGCAGUGUCGAAUUACCACCCGCUGUGCGAAACUCAGCUCCUAAUCGGUCAAUGUCUUGUCAAAGCUCGUCGCAAAAAAGUGGCUCCAGCGUCACUAUCAGUUCUACAGGGUCAGAUCGAGGAUCGCUCGAUGGACGACGACAAUCUUAAUCGGAUUGAUCGACCGUUAUUACAAAAACGCUUUAAUCGUUUAAUAUUGAAUUCCGUGCAUUAGCAAAUCUACGUAUUAUAGCCAGGAUUUAUGUAUGAUAAUUUAUGAUAGUUUAUAAUCGAUGUAUUACGUUUUUAAGUACAUAGGUAUUUUAUGUGUAAUGUCUUGAAGCGCUGACGCUGUUUGGUGUUUUUUUUUUCGUUUUGUUUCCUCCCAGAGCUACAUACUUAUUCUUUAUGUAUUGUUUUUAUUCGAUGUUACCGCGGUGUAUGUUAUUUUGAUCUGUUUUGAUGCUGAUAUGUGUGUGUUUUGUUUUGUAAGUGUGACUAUAUAACUGACUAUACGUAAAAAAUCAAAGUUAUUUUUAAUAAAUGUGCGUUUAUGGUUGUCUAA